This is a messenger RNA of Oryzias melastigma (Indian medaka), 2647 nucleotides long. RefSeq lists its product as uncharacterized. Bases 61 to 2202 code for a protein of 713 amino acids. The record is from RefSeq and is a predicted model, not a curated record. The transcript is spliced from 15 exons. Lineage: Eukaryota; Metazoa; Chordata; Actinopteri; Beloniformes; Adrianichthyidae.
CGCAGGUGAUCCUCUGGAAAAGUCAGCUGGUGCGAGGUUUAAAGCUGCUUUAUUGCUGAGAUGCUGAACAGCUUCAGGUUGUCCAUCCUUUUAAAGGCCCUGAUAGUCUGUCUGUUAGCCUGGAAAGGCGAGGCUUCCUCUCUAGGGCUCACAGUCCACGUGGUGCCUCUGGAGAGUGAUGGAGGAAAUACGGUUCGGGCUCACUUCAGCGCCAUCACUCCAUCUCCUUGUCCUGACUUUUCCGCCGUGUGUGCGGCGGGACAGGACUGCCAGACCCACCUCACGUCAACCCCCUUCACAGGUAACCUGCCUGCCCCGGGCUGGUGCGUCCGUCAAUGGCAGACCACAGUCCCCAGUGCGUACAAAGCCCAGCUCAGUCUUGGAUCCACACAGUUCAACGUCACAAUAAACGCAGAGCCAAAUAUCCGUUCAAGCACUGGGAGGCUCAACCAGCCGGCGUACGUGGCUCUCCCGCCCCCACUAAGAGCUCAAGCGGACUGUCCUCAAACCUUCCAGCUGUCAGUGAAAGACCUGGAUGGAGACCGGGUUCAAUGCCGCUUUGCUCGAGAAGACAAAGGAGAAUGUUACAACUGUCCUCAGCACUCUUUUCUUCAGCUGGAUGAGGCCAAAUGUUUGCUGACGUUCACUGGAAAAGCUUCUCCUGGGCAGUAUUUCAUAGACCUGAUGGUAGAAGAUUAUAUUCCUGUGCCUAAAUCAGUCCAAAUACUAGAAAACAAAGCCCUCAGCUCUGUUCCUGUGCAGCUUUCUCUCACCGUGGAAUCCAGUACCAACUGUGGUACUGAACUUCUGGGAACAGUCGCUCCCCAAGAGGACCUGCUGUUUGUCCUGCCGUACCAGGAGGUGAAAAUUGAUGUCAGCUACCCGUUGGAUGUGGGCAGUGUGGAUGAGUUUGCAGUUGUUGGUCCUCCUCAACUUUACAAUAAGAGGGAUGUGUUGAAGAACCAAAUGACGUUGGCUUGGAUCCGAUCAGAAAACAACCUGACUCGUCUCUUGCCCAUCUGCUUUGCUGCCAACACCAAAAGUUUGCAGUCAAAGCUACAAUGCGUGUGGUUGUAUCAAAGGGAAAUGACGACUCUACCUACUGGAACAGAGCUGAAGUGUGACCAGACUGCGAUGACGCUGGUGCUCCCUCUGGCUUCCAUUCCCAACAUCAUCGUGGAUGAACUGCAGCUCAACAGCCCCACCUGCCGCAUCGCCUCCAACAGCACACACUUGAACGCAACGAUCUCUUUGAACGGCUGCGGCACAAAGACUGUGCACUCUGGGUCAGAGUUGGUUUAUACAAACACACUGCGAACUGUGCGUCCCUACACUAUGGUGAGCCGCAGGCCCACCCUGGUCCUCCCUCUGGCUUGCCGAAUCCCACAAGUACAGGCCAGAGGACCCCACUAUACUGUCGAAAUGCCCUCAGAUGCAGAAGUUUUCGGUAAUGUUUAUGUUUGGAUUGAAGUCCACCAGCCAGGACAAGGAUCAUUGGCAAGAUACACAGCCAAUCCAAGGUUUAUGCCUAAUCUCCGAUCAUUGCCGAGAGUUCGCAGGGACACAGGGAGCAACGGCUCUCCUGCAGUCGCCACCAAAAUCUCAUCCAGGAUUAAAGAGCUUGAUCUCUACUUGAUGUCCAACUGUAGCAUGCUAAAAGUUGAAAUGGUUGUGACAAAGUGUGUGGAAUCUGAGACAGAGGACUUUGCAGUGAGCAAUCCCAUCAUGGACCAAGGGUGUAUGAAUUCCAACAGCACAUCAGAGAUUGAAAUAGGACAAAAUAAUUCUAGGGUUUAUCGUCUCAAUUUGGAAUCGAUGGCAGUCAAGACAUCAGAUGUGAUGUAUAUCAUGUGCAACAUCAGCCUGUGCAUGCCCACCUCUCCCACUGGCCACUGCCUUUUUGAGUGUGGUCGUGCCGGUAGCCAAAGUGCUGUGCUCGACAGCCUUUUUUCCAGAACAUACACAGUCCGUUCCGGCCAGGUCAGACUCAUCCCCAACCCUCUUGUUAGCCCUGCUGUUUCACCAAAUACCACAACAGCCUUAGCAAUGGCACCAAAUCCUGCUGGAACUGCCCAAACUACAAAGAACCCCGCCUCCAUCACAGCCGUUGCCAUUUCCCACGCUCCCAUGACAACAUCAGUGACAACAGCAGCAAUUCUCACAACAAUCAGCGUAUUUCUUCAAAAGACCAUCUUCUACUAAAAGACCAGCUGGACAACUAUCAGUUUUCUUUGUACUUUUUUUUCUAAUGGACCAGUGACAAUUCAAUGCUGUAAAACCUAUUACUCAUUUGAACUUACAAACUGCCAAAGAGGGAGGAAAAAUGAAGUUAUGCAUGCGAAAUUGCACAGUACCAAUGCAGAACAUAAUUUAUUCAAAAUAAACAAAGUACUAUAUAUUUACAACAUAUAAGCCAGAUAGUUGAGACUUGUGCUCAAUCUGCAGAUUUUUUUGCACGUUAUUUAGUUUCUCUUUUUACCACAUUAUAUAUCUGUAUUUUUUCAUUAAAAAAUAACAAAAACAAGUAUUUUAUUCAUAAUUAUUAUUCAUGUGUUGUUUGUAGUUAAUGUGUUGUACACUAAGCAUGAUAAACCUUUGUCCACACAAAAACAAGUCAGAAAAAUAAAGCUGAAGAAUUCAAAAUGAA